AUGGCGGGCACCACUGAUGUCUCCCGCGUGGAGGCUCCCGUCACAGUGAAAGCGUACCUUAUGUGUGCUUUCGCUGCGUUUGGCGGUAUCUUCUUCGGUUUUGACUCCGGGUACAUCAACGGAGUGAUGGGCAUGCCAUAUUUUAUCGAAUUAUUUACCGGACUCAAACAAUCGGACUUCCCCCCCGGAUCUUCCGAAUUCACCCUCCCUUCGUGGAAGAAAUCGCUGAUUACGUCAAUUCUGUCUGCCGGAACCUUUUUUGGUGCAAUCAUCGCUGGGGAUCUUGCCGAUUUCAUUGGCCGUCGGACGACGGUUGUUGCGGGCUGUGGUGUGUUCAUUCUGGGGGUUAUACUUCAAACAGCAUCUACAGGCUUGGGGUUGCUUGUGGCUGGUCGUCUAAUUGCUGGAUUCGGCGUUGGUUUCGUCUCCGCUAUAAUUAUUCUAUAUAUGUCCGAGAUUGCACCCAAGAAGGUUCGAGGUGCAAUUGUGUCUGGCUACCAGUUCUGUAUCACCCUCGGCCUGCUCCUUGCUUCCUGUGUCAAUUAUGGGACUCAGAAUCGAAAAGAUACUGGUUCCUAUCGUAUUCCGAUUGGCCUCCAAAUGCUCUGGGCCAUCAUUCUAGGGACUGGUCUCAUGAUGUUGCCCGAGUCACCACGUUACUUUGUGAAGAAAGGAAACCAUAAACGAGCGGGCGAAGUUCUUUCCCGGUUACGAGGCUAUCCUUCGGAUUCGGAUUACAUUCAGGAGGAGCUGGCUGAAAUCAUAGCAAACCAUGAAUACGAACUCCAAGUCGUUCCGCAAGGAAGCUACUUCAAUUCUUGGCUUAAUUGCUUCCGUGGCAGCUUGUUUAAACCUUCCAGUAACCUGCGCCGUACCAUCUUGGGAACCUCCUUGCAGAUGAUGCAACAGUGGACUGGCAUCAACUUUAUCUUUUAUUUUGGAACGACAUUCUUCCAGACUCUCGGCACCAUCGACGAUCCGUUCCUCAUCGGACUCGUUACUACCCUUGUCAACGUGUGCUCGACUCCAAUCUCCUUCUGGACCAUCGAAAAAUUCGGUCGUCGGCCCUUGCUCAUUUGGGGUGCUGUCGGCAUGUUUGUUUGCGAGUUUAUCGUUGCGAUCAUGGGUGUCUCCGCUGGUGACAACCCCCAGGUGGUCAAAGCGAUGAUCGCGUUUAUAUGUAUCUAUAUUUUCUUCUUCGCCAGCACCUGGGGCCCCGGUGCAUGGGUCGUCAUUGGCGAAAUCUUUCCGCUUCCAAUGCGUUCCCGUGGUGUCGGUCUUUCGACAGCCUCUAACUGGCUGUGGAACUGCAUCAUCGCCGUCAUCACUCCGUAUCUUGUCGGAACCGAUAAAGGCAACUUGGGUACCAACGUCUUCUGGUUGUGGGGCUCCCUCUGCGUCUGCUGUUUCAUAUAUGCCUACUUCCUCGUGCCUGAAAGUAAGGGGCUCACUCUCGAACAAGUCGACCGUAUGAUGGAAGAGACUACUCCUCGUACAUCCGCCAAAUGGGUUCCCCACUCCACUUUCGCCGCAGAGAUGGGUCUAACUGAAAAGAACGUGGCGUUGGAGGAGGUUCAGGUCUCCACAGAUAAGGGACAUGUUUAG
Messenger RNA from Histoplasma capsulatum G186AR, 1605 nucleotides. Its product is annotated as monosaccharide transporter. Gene Ontology annotation, biological process: carbohydrate transport; transmembrane transport. The record is from RefSeq and is a predicted model, not a curated record. The coding region runs from base 1 to 1605 and encodes 534 amino acids. Gene Ontology annotation, cellular component: membrane. Lineage: Eukaryota; Fungi; Ascomycota; Eurotiomycetes; Onygenales; Ajellomycetaceae. Gene Ontology annotation, molecular function: carbohydrate:proton symporter activity. The transcript is spliced from 2 exons.